Molecule: messenger RNA, 1443 nt
Organism: Cynara cardunculus var. scolymus (artichoke)
Lineage: Eukaryota; Viridiplantae; Streptophyta; Magnoliopsida; Asterales; Asteraceae
Product: transcriptional corepressor LEUNIG-like
Exons: 11
Coding region: 1-1443 (480 amino acids)
Molecular function (GO): transcription corepressor activity; protein binding
Source: RefSeq, a predicted model, not a curated record
AUGGAUCAAGUAGGUGAUGGUCGGUGGUGGUUAGUGGUGCUUCAGGUGGCGAUGGUCGAAUGUGGUUCAUAUUGGCGAUGGAUCAAGUCGUUGAUGGUCAGUGGUGGUUCAUAUCGGCUGAAUCGAUGCAUUCUUGAUUACUUGAACAGGAGAGGGUUUGAACUAACAGCUGCUUGUUUUGAAAUAGAAGCAAGACUCUGUGACGAACCUCCAGCAAAUGAUGGUCAGAGUGGCAAUGUAACAAGAAAUCCGCAAACUCGAACACCCACAAAUCAGCAAUUGGCCUCCCAACAAACUUCCCAUCGUCCGAUACACAAUGUUCCUAUGCAACCUUUGAGCGAUGAUGAAUCAAGCCUUAGACAAUCUCAUACAAGCAGCUGUAGCUCUAGAAUGCAUCUUUCCCGGCCUCUCAAUGUGGCUCAACAGAGUGCAGUGCAGGAUGAUCAACAGAAGGGAACAUCGAGCGUACCAGAGAAGGUUUUUAGGAGGGAAAGUAGACAACAUCAAACAACGGGCCAGCUGAGAUUGAAGCCAAAAUCGAAUAAGGGUGGUGAAGUUGCUAAAGAUCAUCCUUCUCGAGAUAAAAAUGUCGCAAAAGGAGGUUUAUCGUUUAAGGAAGUCGAGACCUUCUUCACAAGCAACGACAUUGUUUUGUGCUGCCAUUUCUCUUCGGAUGGAAAGCUUUUAGCAACUGCUGGAAAUGAUAAAAUGGUCUCAGUUUGGAAUGUGGAAUCUCUGUGUCAUUUGGGUAAUACUCCACAACAAUCCAAUAUGAUCACAGAUGUUCGGUUUAUGCCACAUUCAACCGUUUUUGCAACAUCUUCUUUUGACACAACCAUUCGGCUAUGGGAUGCAGCCAAUAUUAGCAAGUUCUUGGUGGAACUUCAUGGGCAUGCGGAUCGAGUGAUAUCUGUGGAUUUCAAUCCACACGAGCGAGAGAUUGUUUGCUCGUGUGACUGUAACGGGGAGAUACGCUUGUGGAACAUCAAUGAGCGUGCAUCUAUUUCUAUAUACAAGGUGGAUGUAGGUAUGGGGCAAAUUAGGUUCCAGUUCAGGAAUCUGUUAGCUGUUGCUUCAGGGAACAUGAUCCUUAUGAUUGAUAUCGAAACCGAUAAAAAAGAACGGUUACAGGGACAUGCUAGAGACAUUCAGUCGAUUUGCUGGGACCAAAGUGGUCGUUACCUUGCGUCUGUGAGCGAAGACAGUGCCCGGGUCUGGUCGACGAAAUCGGGUUGGAAAUGUGACUACGAAUUGUAUUCAACUGAGAACAUGUUUAAAUCUUGCACAUUUCAUCCAGUCCAUUCUCUACUCUUGGUCAUUGGUGGUUUUCAGCUUCGAUGUUGGAAAUCCGUAAUUUACCGAUGGUCAAUUGGGUCUAAAGCUCGGGAUUGGACCGAGGCCGAGGCCAACAUGAAUACCGACCCUGGGAUCAUUCAUCUUUAA